AUGACAUACCAACCACCUGUGAACAGCACAUAUUAUAUCAAUAACAAAACCGAGCCUUCACCACCAGAGGCCUACCUCUAUGGGAAGAGCAACUAUGCGAGUCCAGACUCGUCCACACCUCCUUCGGCAGGCAUCUCGCCCACCAAUCUGCACUCGUCGCACCUGAAUGUUCGACAACUGCGCCAGCCACGCAUGCCGAUGUAUAUUCCCGCUGCUCUUCGACCAACUGAUCACUUGACACGGCCGACCGACAUUCCAGUCCGGGUACGAGCACCCGAUACACCACCACCAAGUAAAGAGAACAGCUUCGACAGCGCCAAGUUCGGAGCAUUGUCUCCAGCGGUAGACAGCGUAGCAUCACCCAUGACAGGGUCCUUCACAAGCGACGUCGAUGCUUUGCGACGUGGUCUGAGCAGAGCUGCAAGCGACUUGAUUGAUGAAGAGUUGGGUGAUGUGACAGGGCCACCCACAACCGCACACUGGAAGCCAGAUGUUUCGGCACUGGACUGUGUGAUCUGUCACGAGACCUUCACAUGGUUUUUCCGACGACAUCAUUGUCGGCGAUGCGGGGACGUUGUUUGCGACAACCAUAUUUCCAAGAAGGUACCACUAGACCAGAAUGCUCGACUUCAUCCUGAUGGUGUCUCGAGCAAGGCCUGCGACGUCUGCUGGCAGGAAUGGGCUACUGUCAAGAGGCUUCGGCACUCCCGCACAGGUAGCAUCGCCGAGUCUCAGACCAGCUCACAGGGCACUGCUGUUCCGGCACUGGCAAUUCCACAAUCUGGUCGAUUUGCAGAUGAUAUGCGGGUUGGCAGUAUGGCAAGGUCGGAGGGUGGCAUGGUGUGGAGUACCUUCUAG
Messenger RNA from Recurvomyces mirabilis, 858 nucleotides. It is a transcript of the gene PIB2, whose product is annotated as Zn finger protein. The transcript has a single exon. The record is from RefSeq and is a predicted model, not a curated record. NCBI's taxonomy places the organism in Eukaryota, Fungi, Ascomycota, Dothideomycetes, Mycosphaerellales, Teratosphaeriaceae. Gene Ontology annotation, molecular function: metal ion binding. Bases 1 to 858 code for a protein of 285 amino acids.